CAGAGACAGUCCUUUUAAUCUGUGUCCGUUAUUCAUCUAUAAUAGUAACAGAAGUAUAUUUCAUUAAAUGUACAUAGAAUUAAAUAUAUUUUCUUUUUUAAACAAGUUACAACUAAAAGUGAAAACUAACAAGCAGGCUGUAUUUAGAUCUGUGAAUUUGAAAUUUGCACAAUAAAUUCCGAAAACCAUGACUUCAGAAGCGCUAGCGUCGCUCACAGCAACUUAUACGGAUUCAGAAGGUGAGGAAGAUAUAAUAGAAGAUGAGCAAACACCAGAGAAAGAGGAGCCUAAAGUUGUACACUCUGCACCUGCCAGUCCAAAAAAACCCGACGAAAACAAUAAAUCAGCAUCAGCUCCAGUAUCGCCGAAAAGGAGGUUAGUAUCAUAUGUGGAUGACACUAUUGUGUCGGAUGAAGAGCCCAUGUCCCCUGCAGCCGACAAUCAGGACGACAUGCGCCGCCUGUCCAUGGAAACAGACACAGACGAAGCUGUGCCCCGAUCUGAUCCAGAUGAUUCACAAGAUGGCCUGACUAUACCGCCUGAACCUCCAGGGAAGUGCCCUAAGGAAUUACAAGACACAAUAGCAAAGUACUAUAGUAGAAUGUUGAAUGAAGGCUUAGAUAUGAAUAGAAUUAUACAGGACAAGAAAAACUUUAGAAAUCCUAGUAUUUAUGAGAAACUGAUACAAUACUGUGAUAUAAAUGAAUUAGAUACAAAUUAUCCACCUGAAAUUUACGAUCCUUUAAAAUGGGGAAAAGAAUCAUAUUAUGAUGAAUUGGCUCGAGUUCAGAAGGUUGAAAUGGACCGACGGGAAAAAGAAAAAAAGGAAAAGUUAGCGAAGAUUGAUUUUAUAACAGGAGUUGCAAAGAAACCUGAAAGUGAUGAUGAGAAAAAGAGGAAAUCAAAGUGGGACCAGGCAGCUCCCAAUGUGGGCACCAAACCAAACAUAAAGCAGCCAGGGCUUGUACAGCAGCCUCUCACUAGCAAUGUAACAGGAACCAAGGGUACCAUUAUUUCAGCAUUUGGUUCACUGCCAAAGAAACCAAAAAUAUGACCUGAAUAAAAUUAAAUUAAACAACUUAUUAAAUAAUAUUAAAGUAUAUUUAAGACUGGA
Messenger RNA from Galleria mellonella (greater wax moth), 1114 nucleotides. Its product is annotated as SAP30-binding protein. Lineage: Eukaryota; Metazoa; Arthropoda; Insecta; Lepidoptera; Pyralidae. Gene Ontology annotation, biological process: regulation of DNA-templated transcription. The coding region runs from base 188 to 1054 and encodes 288 amino acids. The transcript has a single exon. Gene Ontology annotation, cellular component: nucleus. The record is from RefSeq and is a predicted model, not a curated record.